CGGCAGAGGAGGAUUCUCAGACGAACCGCCGCUCCGCCCACCCGUCCCCGGCGCGCCGCAGGAAGCCCUACCCCUCGUCUCCGACGCCGGCUUCGUUUCAGCCCACGUCCUCCCCGCAUUCGAGUCCCCCAGCUGGCCGCGGUUCGCCCUUCAUCUUUCUCCCUCGGACUGUUCGCUCUUUUCUUUUCGUUCCGUAAGCGACGCUUUCCUUCCAGAGAUGGAAGCGGCGAAGAAGUGGCGGGUGAGCGCGGGGGAAACUGAGGCCUGGAUGGACAGAGCUGUACAUAUGGCUAAAGAUGCACUUAAGAAUGGUGAAGUACCUGUUGGUUGCCUCAUGGUCUACAAUAAUGAGAUUGUGGGAAAAGGAAGGAAUGAAGUUAACGAAACGAAAAAUGCUACUCGCCAUGCAGAAAUGGUAGCAAUUGAUCAGGUCUUGGACUGGUGUCAACAGCACAAGAAGAAACCUGAAGAGGUUUUUACCCACACAGUAUUAUAUGUCACAGUUGAGCCCUGUAUUAUGUGCGCAGCUGCUCUUCGAAUGAUGAAAAUCCCAUUGGUUGUGUACGGUUGCCAAAAUGAACGGUUUGGAGGCUGUGGCUCAGUUCUGAAUAUCUCUUCUGCUACCUUAACAGAUACAGGGGAACCAUUUCAAGUAAUAAAGCAAGUCAAAACUACAAAAACAAAACAACCCAUAUGACUGUUUAAUCAUCAGAGCUCUCUGGGUCAAGGGAGGACAGCUGAAGAGUAUUCACAAGAGUUCCUCAGCUGAGACCUCAUAAUGGCUUAACUCAGCAGUGGUAGCUUCUAGUGGAGAUAAUCUCUACAGAACAAAGGGAUUCCAACCGAUCUGUGGGAGGACAUUGACUGAUUUUGGGGACUGAUCAGGAUCAGACCUGGGUGGGACAUCACCUGGAAAUUUUGGCUAGAUUUUGAAGUCUCUUUCCCCCCUCCCCUUCAAAAAAAGAAAGAAAGAAAGAAAAAACCCACAGAGUGAUAGUGGCAAUAAUUUCCAUACUGUUGUCAAGAAAAUGUCUUGUAAUCCUUUACCAGGAUAUAAGCUUGGCUCAAGGAACCUUUACUUUCAGUAGUAGCAGCUAACAUUGUACACCUAUUUUUAAUAUUAAUAGAAACCCCUACUCCAUCUACACCCACCCUCUUUUUAUAUCACUGUGCUUCCAUAAUGCAAUUACAUAACAAUUAAUAGACAAUUCAAUAUUCAUGCAAACACUGAGGCAUAAAGUAGCAGGAUGAUAGAUCUAGCAGAACUAUGCUGGAAAAAGCCAAGGAAUUUCGUGACAGAAGCAGAGAUACGGAAAACCCUAAUUUUUUGUUUCCCUCUAGUGGUCAAGUGAGAUCUGGUAACCCUAGAGAACAUAACUUGUGAGUUGUUAAUUUGGGAAAAGAGGAACAGUAAAAUGCAUCUCGCAUAUUUCUUCUCCUGAAUCCUCCGAUGUUCAGCUGAUUUGUGACUUUAUGGUAGCCUUCUAAAAACAAUUUGUACAGUGUAAUGGACAACAUCUGAAAUAUAUUUACAUAGGACUUAUCUGAAAAAAGGAGAUAAAUAGAUAAUUGAUCAGCUCUUGCCAGUGCUGAUCACCUAUUGAGGCGGAAGAGUGGAAUAUUUGAUUUUAGACGUUCUUGGCAGAUUUGCUCACUGAUGCAAAAUGCUGAUACCCAAUAGGAUGUCAGUAAUGUUUAAUCUUGAUCUUCGUAGAACACUCUCUGUCAUAUUAUAUUGGAAAUUGACCAAAAGUUCAAUAUCCAUAUUUUAAUAUAGGCUUUUUGCAACAAACAGCAUUAUCCUGGAAAACAACUGAAAAUAUAAAUGCAUGGAUUUAUUCAUGUAAGUCAUCAGGAGCUGAGCUCCAUUUAAAGACAAUUUUGCUUACUCCUGUUAUAUUGUUUUAAUUUAUAUCAUCUGUUUGCAUUUCAUGUAUAUUUUUCUAGUGGCUUACAAAUUCUGUUCUAGGGAAUGGUGGGUUCUUUGAGGAUUAAUCAGAUAGUCCUCAAGGAUAUAUUCAGUAUAAGUAGUGUUCAAUUUACAACCACAAUUGGGAUUAGAAUUUCCAAUUGUUAAGCACCCAAAUUUUGAUCAAAUGACCAUAUGGAUGCUCUGACACUUAUAACUGCAAGGACUCAUUUUUUUCUGUGCCACUGUAACUUCGAACUAACUGCAAAAAAAAAAAAAAAAUCUAGAAAUUGUAAUACUGCAAAAAAAAUCUAGAACAUCAUGUUUGGGUGCUGUUUGUUUUCUGCAGUACUCUAGCCCUAAGGUUCAUAAGUGUUAUCAUGAAGUCUAGAUGCAUCCAUAUAAACAGAACAUAUACAUCAGACCAUGUCAAAAUAGGUGCAGCAGUGUAGAAACUUAAACUGAUGUGCCUAGAUAGAACUCCUUGGCAGAAAUUUUGUAACUAGAGAGUUGUAGUCCAAUGAAUUUGGAGAGCAUUAGAUUAAGGAAGGAUGUUUCUGAGUAUUAAUUCAGAGCAUAUAAGAUAUUGCAAUGGUUAUUUACAUAUGUUGCUUUGUCAUUAGGGAACUGACCUCAAAAGUAGCAAACAAGUACACUUAUUGGGGAUAAUUGCAGGCAAUGAAUUUCAGUUACAUAGACACACUUCCAUAAUUUCCUUUCUGUACACAGCUUGCCUGCACAACUAGUAUCGUCUUAAAAUGCUGCCUUGAAUUGUGGAAAGUCCUAAAAAAAAGAUAUGGAGUCCUUAAAAAAGAUAUUCAAGAACAGAUAGUAUUAAGAAUGAUUCUUCAUUGUUCCAAGAUUCCAUGAGAAGAUCAGAAUGCCAAUGGAUAGGCAAGGAAGGGAUACUCCUAUACUCCUGAAAGGUUUGUAUUAAUUCUUGAAAAAAAAAAAAGAGCUCACUUUCCAGCCACAAAUAUUUUUGGAAAAAAAAAAAAGACUUUGAAACAUCUGACUUACAGUAACCUUCUGAAGGGCUGGAACAUUUCCAUGGCAACUCAGACAAGAUGAAAAUGGCUAUUAGUUCUUCAUCUGCCUGAAAAUCUUGAGUCAAAUGGAGCUCAGCCAGGUCUUGUGGAGAGCUCAGUAAUUGAGCCAGUUCUAUCCUCUGUAGUGCCAAAUAGAAAAUUUCAGGUUGAUCAUCUCAACUUUAGAAUUUCCAAGGUGAUGUUAUUUGUCUCCAUUUAAGCCAGAUUCUUGAUGUUCUGUUAAUUCCAUUAUUAUGUGCAUGGAUAAUACAUUUCUUGUGCCAAACCAUAUAUUGUGGAACUAACAUCUCAUAAAAUUGUCUUCCGGUUUUGAAAUGAAUAGCAUUCAUUCAGCAGAUGGGAGUAAGGUCUAAAGAGUUCCUGAAAGCUGUUAUUUUCCCAGGGAAGAUAAUAAAACAGUCUAUUUGAAAAAAAAA
Crotalus tigris (Tiger rattlesnake) is the source of this 3374-nucleotide messenger RNA. RefSeq names its product adenosine deaminase tRNA specific 2 (gene ADAT2). The record is from RefSeq and is a predicted model, not a curated record. NCBI's taxonomy places the organism in Eukaryota, Metazoa, Chordata, Lepidosauria, Squamata, Viperidae. Bases 218 to 697 code for a protein of 159 amino acids. Gene Ontology annotation, cellular component: cytoplasm; nucleus. Gene Ontology annotation, biological process: tRNA wobble adenosine to inosine editing. Gene Ontology annotation, molecular function: tRNA-specific adenosine-34 deaminase activity; zinc ion binding. The transcript has 6 exons.